Messenger RNA from Phymastichus coffea, 1144 nucleotides. It is a transcript of the gene ATPsynB, whose product is annotated as ATP synthase subunit b, mitochondrial. Bases 155 to 874 code for a protein of 239 amino acids. The record is from RefSeq and is a predicted model, not a curated record. The transcript has 3 exons. Gene Ontology annotation, biological process: proton motive force-driven ATP synthesis. Gene Ontology annotation, molecular function: proton transmembrane transporter activity. NCBI's taxonomy places the organism in Eukaryota, Metazoa, Arthropoda, Insecta, Hymenoptera, Eulophidae.
AUCUGCUCACACUUUUUUCUAUGAAGAUUCGUAGUUGGAAAGUUUUUUUUGACGGAUACAAGUUUUGAAGUUCAAGUUGAAAUUAAAUUGUAUCGUUUAGCAAGAAAUUUAUUAAUUUCGUAUUCACUUGAAGAGAAAUAAUUAAAACAAAAAUAUGUUAUCACGUUUUGGUCUUCGCUAUGGUUACAAGAUAUUUCGUACUAAUGGAUCCAGUCUGCAAUACUUUUCAACUGGUACCUUAGAAAUAGAAAAGCCUUUGCGACCAGAAUAUCCAGCUCCAGUGAGACAUGGUUUUAUUCCUGAAGAGUGGUUUACAUUCUUUUAUCCGAAAACUGGUGUAACGGGACCUUAUGUUUUUGCUGCUGGAUUAUCCACUUAUCUACUUUCAAAGGAAAUUUAUGUACUAGAACAUGAAUACUAUACUGGCCUCUCUCUUGCACUAGUAUUAAUAAUAGGUAUUAAGAAGCUAGGUCCAUCUUUUGCUAAAAUUUUGGACAAAGAGAUUGAUGAAUAUGAAAAUGAUUGGGAAUCGUCGAGAACUAAUCAAAUUAAGGAGUUGGAAGAUUUAAUUGAUCACGAAAAGAAAGAACAAUGGCGAACGGAUGGCCAAAAAAUGAUACUUGAUAUAAAGAAAGACAACAUAAAUAUGCAACUUGAAGCUGCUUAUCGAGAACGUUUAGCUCAUGUUUAUCAUGAAAUAAAAAGACGUCUUGAUUAUCAAAUGCAGGUACAGAACGUUGAGCGCAAUCUAUCACAAAAACACAUGGUACAAUGGAUCGUACAAAAUGUAAGGAAAGCAUUCACUCCAGAACAAGAAAAAAUUGUUCUUACACGUUGCAUUAAUGAUCUACAGAAUCUUGUUAAGCAAGCUUAAUGAAACUGUUCAGACUUAUUGUAUAUGCUUUUGAAUAAGAAUAGUAAAUUCUCGAAUAAAAUUUUUAUCUAGUAAUUAUUAAAUUCCGUAUAAUGUAAAUUAUUUUUAAAAUGAAAUUAUAUUCUUUAGAUAAUUAUAGAUUAUUAUAGAUUAGGGAGAUUAGAUUAGAGAAUUAUAGAUAAUUAUAGAUAAUUAUAGUACUAUAGAGCUUUAUUAAUAGCACUAAACAUUAAAUUUCUUUUGAGUCCUGAAAUAUGUUAUUGACGUGAA